CCUUCUCGCCGUUUCUUCCCCCAAACAUGUCCAGCGCCACGCCCUCCAUCUUCACGUGCUAGACUCGGCGUAAUGUCCUUGUACAACGGAAUCUACGGCGAACUGAGCGACUUCAAGGCAUACUCCAGGAAGCACUAGACGGCCCCCGCUCGUCUCUUUGACCGUGCUCCAGAAGAACAAUCUUACCACGCUGUCCCCGUUCACACACCCAUCACCACCGCUCCUCCUGACACCUAACUCCGCGACACCUCCUCUCUGACUGCAAUCCUCAUCCACCGCCCCCGGCAUUCGCUGUGUGCUGCCAAUUUGCACGCACGGACAAUUUUCUGGAAAAUAUUCCGCAGCUCCUGAUCAGCUGAGAACUCAACAUGCACAUCACCGAAAAGUUGCAGCAAGCCCAUGGCAAGGGCAAGGCAACAUGUUCAUUCGAAUACUUCCCUCCGAAGACGGCACAAGGUGUGCAGAACCUGUACGACCGCAUGGACAUGAUGCAUGGCCUCGGCCCGGCCUUCAUCGACAUAACAUGGGGUGCUGGAGGCCGCCAUUCAUCAUUGACCUGCGAGAUGGUCAAGGUGGCUCAGACUGCAUACGGCUUGGAAACAUGCAUGCACUUGACUUGCACAGACAUGGAGCGCAGCAAGAUCGAUGAUGCUCUGAAAGAAGCCUACAAGGCUGGUUGCACGAACAUUCUAGCUCUCCGUGGUGACCCACCUCGAGAGCAGGAGAAAUGGGAGGCUACCGAAGGUGGCUUCCGCUACGCAAAAGAUCUCAUCACAUAUAUUAAGAAGACAUAUGGCGACCAUUUUGACAUUGGCGUGGCAGGAUACCCAGAGGGUGUCGACGAGACGUGCGGCGCAGACGAGCACAUCACCUAUCUGAAGGAGAAGAUUGAAGCGGGCGGCACCUUCAUCGUGACCCAGAUGUGCUACGAUGCAGAUAUUUUUAUCGAUUGGGUCAAGAAAUGCCGGGCAGCUGGCAUCCCAGAGUCAGUCCCGAUCAUCCCCGGUAUCAUGCCUAUCUCCACCUAUGCUGCGUUCCUCAGAAGGGCGAACUGGACGAAGGCGCACAUUCCCGAGCACUGGAUGGAAAAGUUGGAACCUAUCAAGAACGAUGAUAGCGCUGUCAGAGCCGUUGGAUGCGACCUCAUCGUGGAGUUCUGCCAACGGCUGCUCGACUUUGGUUUGAUGCAUUUGCACUUUUACACCAUGAAUCUGGCCCAAGCUGUCAAGAUGGUGCUGGAGAAGUUGGACAUGAUUCCCGAAGCCGAGAGUCCUCACCCAGACAUCAAGCCACUCCCAUGGCGCCAGUCUCUUGGUCUCAACAGACGCGACGAGAAUGUGCGACCAAUCUUCUGGAGAAACCGCAACAGGGCUUAUGUUGCUCGUACGCAAGAUUGGGAUGAGUUCCCUAAUGGUCGUUGGGGUGACAGCAGAUCUCCGGCUUUCGGUGGCCUGGACGAAUACGGGAUUGGCUUGAAGGGAACCAACGAGCACAAUCGGAAAAUCUGGGGCGAGCCCAAGUCGAUUCAGGAUAUUGCGAACCUCUUUGUCGGUUACAUGAGUGGAAAGGUUGAAUCGCUGCCAUGGUCCGAGGCACCAAUCAAUGAAGAGGCCAACACACUCGUGGAUGAUCUUGUCCAGCUGAACAGCCGCGGUCUGCUUACAAUCAACUCCCAACCAGCGGUCGAUGGUGUCAAGUCAUCACACCCAACCUAUGGCUGGGGUCCGCGGAAUGGCUACGUAUACCAAAAGCAGUACCUGGAAGUGCUCGUUUCUCCGGCUCUUAUUGAAACCGUCAUCGCGCGCAUGAACAGUGACCCAGAAAUCACCUACUACGCUGUCAACUGCAAUGGCGAGCUCAAGACAAAUGCGCCUCCAGAUGGAGGUCCAAAUGCUGUGACUUGGGGUGUCUUCCCAGGUAAGGAGAUUGUGCAGCCCACAAUUGUCGAAACGGUGUCCUUCCUGGCGUGGCGGGAUGAAUUUUACCAUCUUGGUCUGGAAUGGAGCAAGUGUUAUGAAGAAGGCAGCGAGAGUCGUAAGAUCAUUCGGGAGGUCACCCAAAACUGGUACCUCGUCAACAUCGUUCAUAAUGACUUCCGUCAGCAGCAAGGAAUCUUCCCCAUCUUUGACGGCCUCAAAGCACCAGGCCUUGAGCCGGCUGAGGUCAACGGUGUCAACGGCCAUGCGGAAACGAACGGUGUGGCACCAGAAACGAACGGCGUGCCAGACGGCAACAAUGCUGUUAACGGCGCAGACAAAGUUGCGAGCUCCAACAGCGCGCAAACCGCAUAAACAUAGACGGAAAACGUGGAAGUUACGUCUACACCUUAACGUGAUUAUGAAGAGAUUGCAUUUAGCGAGGCGUUCAACCGGGCAACAGGGCUUCUUCAACAAGGAGACCAUCUCAAAAAAGGCGCUUCAACAAUUGAACGAGGGCGUUGGAAUUUUUGACAGCAUUUUUUGAGAUACCCAUUCAACCGGGACAGGGCGGCGGAAACUCUGUAUUGUAUGUAAUACAGGCACUCGGCCGACGAGUGCGUUUUCUACAAAGCGUCGCGAGUGGUUGCUGUUGGCGACACUUUGCAGCUUCUGUGGAAUAAAAAGGGCUUUUGCGCGACGACGAGCAGAAGUCGCGUUUCAAAACACUACUCUUUCCAGCACAACUGAGAACGUGAAACUUGUUAUCCUACUGAUGGAAAGCGCUUACGUGUUUAUAGGAUGAAUGAGGCAGGC
This is a messenger RNA of Cercospora beticola, 2732 nucleotides long. It is a transcript of the gene MET13, whose product is annotated as methylenetetrahydrofolate reductase (NAD(P)H) MET13. Gene Ontology annotation, molecular function: methylenetetrahydrofolate reductase [NAD(P)H] activity; FAD binding. The record is from RefSeq and is a predicted model, not a curated record. Lineage: Eukaryota; Fungi; Ascomycota; Dothideomycetes; Mycosphaerellales; Mycosphaerellaceae. Gene Ontology annotation, biological process: tetrahydrofolate interconversion. Gene Ontology annotation, cellular component: cytosol.